AUGUUCAAAUACGCCAUUGUUAUCUUUGCUGUCAUUGCCUGUGCUGCUGCCAAACCCGGUUUGAUUGGUGCUCCUUUGGCUUACACUGCUCCUGCCGCCGUAGUUGCUGCCCCCGCUGGUGUUGUUACAGCCACCAGUAGCCAAUUUGUUGCCCGCAACCACAAUGGUAUUGCCACUGCUCCCAUUGUAGCUCCAGUAGCUGCCCCUGUUGCUGCUUAUACCGCCCCCAUUGCUGCUGCUUAUACCGCUCCCGUUGUUGCCAAAUACGCUGCUGCUUACUCUACUCCCUUGGCUUACUCUGCUCCUUUGACUUAUGCCGCCACUCCCUUGGCUUAUGCUAAUGCUCAUUUGGAUGCCGCUUAUGCCAGCAGUCGUGUUGACCUCAAGCAAAACUACAAUGCUGCCGUAGUUCCUGCCACUUAUGCUGCCGCCCCUGUUUUGUUGUAAAUUUAAAUAUUCUGAAUGAUUCUGCGAAAUUAAAUAAAUGAUCUGUGAUUAAACGAUUUUAAAAUUAAUAA
Messenger RNA from Calliphora vicina (urban bluebottle blowfly), 518 nucleotides. Its product is annotated as larval/pupal cuticle protein H1C-like. Lineage: Eukaryota; Metazoa; Arthropoda; Insecta; Diptera; Calliphoridae. The record is from RefSeq and is a predicted model, not a curated record. The transcript has 2 exons. Bases 1 to 447 code for a protein of 148 amino acids.